CACACUGGAUCUCAAAAUCUGGCGCUAAGCAACUUAAAAAGGAAGCGUCAUAGUUAAAUUAGUCAAAUGUCUUAUUUCCAUCUGACAAAAUGUCUAACGAUAUAGCUACUCUUUUAAAAGGCAACCGAUUGGAUGUGGAAACAGCCUGCAAAACUGUGGAGUCUAAAUUUCAGGAUAUUGCAAGAGGAUCUUGUCGAGGUGACGAUGCAUCCUAUGCAUUGAGAUUCGAUCUGAGUGUGCUGCGUCAUAUUUGCUUGGCUUUAAAAGAUAAUCUAUACCAGAAUGCCGAUCUAUACUGCGAUAUAGUGGCUGUUAUGCUGCCACAUGCAACACCCUACGAAGAGAAGCCCAGUUUAUGGGAGUCCCACUUAGUCAGUUUGCGUUACAUUCAUCAUGGCUUGUGGCAGCAGCGAUCCCUGAAAGCCUGCCAGAAGCUGUACAACCUCAUUCGAUCGCAACCCUGCCGCCUGCAAGCGGACACGGACCAUAAAAUAUACUUGGACAUACACUUGACCCACUUCAAUGGCUUGCAUUUGGAACUGCAGAAGCAAAACCUUCCCUUGGAGGCCACAAACCAACUGUGCCAUUCUCUAGAGGCCCUGGGUGAACUCUUUGAGGCCAUGAGGCAAAGAAAAAUUACCGAAAAUGGAAAACUUUUGGUGAAACUUAACGAGAACUUGUUUGGCAAAAGAGGCAGAACUUUCUUAAAAACCCUUAGCUUUCUGCCCUUGGAAAGUUUGUCUAAGAUGUUUAACUCGCUGCUUAAGCUCCUGGCCAGCAGUUCUACUUCGGACUUGGCCGAUCUAUAUCCUGAGUACCUGAGUUUUACCUUGGCCCUCGUGCAAAUCGAUACACUGGGCCCUCACGCAAACCAGCAACUAUCACUGCAGCUGUUACGCAUGUGCAAGGAGUUAUAUCGCCAGGAAACCAACCUAAGCUACGCACUGCAGCUGAUCUACUACUAUAUCAAGUUAAUCUACGUACGGGAGCCCACAGCCGACUUCAAACGCACCUAUACAGAUUUGUCGCGGAAGUUUCAGAGCUUUUUCGAGCACAAAGGAGCAGCUCAUGCCAAGGAGCAAUGGCUAACAGACCUUCUAGUGGCAAGUCAACGGCUGCAGGUUCUUAUACAUCAAAGUGGCAGUAAAUCCCAGUCGCCUUUCCAGUUCUUCUGGCAGCAAAUGGAGGGUGAGGGCAGUCCAGAGGCAUAUACAGCGCAUUUUCAGCUGCUGCAUAGCUGCGGUAUUUUGUCGGCGAAUGUGACAAGGAGUCCCCUGGGCGUCAGUUGCUCAAAUGAGGCCUGCAAGAGCUUAAGAAGGCAUUGCAUUCUGGCAUUUGGCUUGUGCGCACUGGAUGCCUACAUAAACUGGGAACCGUUGCAGGAGCAAAAGAGAGACAGGAGCCCGCACAAACCACUGAUUGCAAUAGUCAGCUACUCAAUGGACGUGGUUAAGACGAUGAAGUGUCUGGGUCCCACAAGCGUGGAGGUCAUCAAGCUCGUUCGCCAGCUGGUACAUGUAGCAGAUAAGGUGUCCUGUCCGGAGCAAAUGUCCCUGCUAUUGCCUCUAUUGGAACCACUGCAGAAGUUGCGGGCUCUGAUUGAUGGAAAGGAAAUGAAUAGCCUUCUGCGUCGUCUUUUUAAGGCCAGCUUCCACUGCAAAGAUCCCAACAUGGCCGGCCAGCUGCAAGCCAGUUAUUUGGCCUCGCUCACGAACCCCGCCCGACUACGUUCGCAGAUCUGUUUGCAUUACCACAAUCAGGAAAAGGAAGGCAAGGAGAUCAGCAAGUGCGUCUACGAGUGGCACGAGUCCUGUCCACUGCCCAACCCUCUAACUCCUGCCCAGAAGAAACAGCUCUACGACACGGAUUUCUUUGCUGUGCUCCACUACUUGAGGGGCUCAUCUUCUACGCAUAAGCAGUCGCUUAUCCGUUGCCGAUUAAGUAAUUACCACCUGGUUCUCUUGGCCAGGCAAAUGCGCAACGAUGCCUGCAUUCUAAAGGAGUGUCAGAAGAUUCGCUCGGAGUUAAAGAAACAGAGUUCGCUCAGCCGAAUGGAUUACUUGUUCUUGGGCCAUGCAAGUGUAGGAUUAAUGUUGGACGCACUGGAGGCUCAAAAAACAAAGUUUUCCUCGAAAGAGAUGACUGAAACAUUUCUUGAAGAGUUGCUCCUCAGGCAGAAUUUAACACAGAUUAACGUCCAGCGGGAGCAGCGCUUAGUUAAUUUAGCCAGUGAAGCUAUUUGCGCUUUUAGUUACUUCUUUCACCAGGCAGAUCAAGAGCCUCUAAGCAUUGAGGAAACUCCCAUUGAUUGGGAGGCUUUGAUUGACGACGGUGUUGCCGCUGCCAUGGCUCUUUCCAGCAUGGGCUAUCGAUCCGAAGAGGACGACGCCUGGCUGCUGCUCCUUAGGAUAGGACGUCUGCUGGAAGAUAGGUUUACCUACCUUCGGGCUCUAAACCAUUUCCUGUCGCAGAAUGAGGUUCACGCUAGAUUGCAACUUAAUCUCUCGGAGGAAGUGGAGUGGGCGGAGGAAAUGCUGGAUGAUUUGUGGCCACAGCUGCAGGCAGGGAGAUUUUUCAAGCGUCAGCAAACAACGGUGAUGCUCUGCUUUUGUCACCUGGCCAGUUAUUAUGCCAGAAUGGGUUGCAUGAGCCACGCCCAGUUGCUUUUGCUGCAAGUGGAGCAGCUUCGCGGAGAGUUUCCCGAGCGAGUGGGAAAGAGUGAUAUCGUUUUGAUCACCCUGCAAACAGUGCGUUUCAGACUGGACUACCAGCAAAAGAAGCCAAAGAGUCGCCGGAUGCUGACGCCUCUGCGACAGCUGGACACUCUUCUGGACAACGUUCGGAAUUUCUGCAACCUUUCUAGCUUGGACGGUGGCUCACUGCAACUGCUGCUCUCCACUCUCGUCAGAGAAAGCACAGAGUGUUCAGCAAAUAGAUUGAGCGAACGCCUGGCCUUCUCCAACAUCGUGCUCCAUUUGGUCCUCCAAUCUGGCUUGGCCUUAAGGGCCAUCGAGAUAUUUCUUGCCUGGCUGUGGACCAAUCUGCAGAUGGAAAACUUCGACAAGGCACAGUCGAAGCUGCGACUCAUCGAACACUGCUUGAACAUCACACCUUUGACACCCAAGGAAGUUUCCCUGGAAAAGGAAGUGGUUAAGGAUCCUGCCGUUAUCGACCUAACCAGCAACAUGCAUCUCCUUCAGCUGGUGGAGCCUAUCAGAAAGCAGCAGCAACUAAAUGUGAACUCUCCGAAGCUGCUCGUCGCGCGUCCGAAUAGUCCCAGCUCCCAAGUUACAUUGGAUCGUUACUUGAGCCUAGAUGAUGCGCCUCCUACUCUUCGCGAGAGCUCGCAGCUUCAGUGCCUCUAUUUUAUUAUGGGCUGUCUCCAUGCGCGUCUUCGUUUCCUUCAGAGGAAUAGCGAACAGCUAGACGAGUUCUAUGAAAGGUCAGAGAAUUGGCUGCAGAAAACACCAGAGAUGAGUGCCUCAAUGGGCUCCAUGUGGCAGAUGCAGCAGCUCUAUCACCUCAAUUAUCUUCGCUUUAGGCGAAAGCAUUCAGAGGCUAUAUCAACGGCUCAACUGGGUCUUAAAGUGCAGCUGCAAGCGGUGGACAUUAAUUACUCCUACAAUUUUAUGGCCCAGCUAAAGACGGCACAACUAGAGCUAAAUCCCGCGGGCAAGGAGAAACCGGUGCCGAAAACUCUUCGUCGGGCACUGGUUUUUAAUCAAUCUCCAGAAAACAAGAGCCGCGCAGCAGCAGGAUCCGCAUCUGCAGUCAAGGAAAGGGUUGCCAAAGUGAAACAGUCCGCCAAAAAGGCACCAAGGUUCAGAAUUUACGAGGAGCUCGAGCUUCGACCGCCGAGUGCUGCUAGCAACAGUAGCGGAGGAAGCGGUACUGAGAACACUCCACCCUCGGAUCACGUGGACUUCAAUACCUGCCAGCCCAUCGAGAUAAGCGACGAUGACGAUUCACCCGAGCCCCUUAAACCUUCCAAAUCAAAGCCCAGGGAGAAACCAAAGGCCAAAGCGACGACGAAAGUCAAAGAUUUGGACACCAGUUUGGAAGCAGUGGCCGUAAGUGCGAGGAGCACCAGAGCAAGGAUACGCCAGCCGGAGGAAACACCAAAGACAGCGCCGCUUUCAUCCAGAAGACCCAGGCGACAGCUGUCGGAACAGCAGGCGUCGGAAACGAAAACCAUCAACACACGCAGACGAAACCGGGAAUGAUUAGCAUAAGUAAAAAGUUAUUUUCUAUUCAAAUAAAUAAAUAUAAACUAUUUGUUACAAGAUA
This is a messenger RNA of Drosophila ficusphila, 4287 nucleotides long. RefSeq names its product protein three rows. NCBI's taxonomy places the organism in Eukaryota, Metazoa, Arthropoda, Insecta, Diptera, Drosophilidae. The record is from RefSeq and is a predicted model, not a curated record.